Messenger RNA from Cylindrotheca closterium, 4881 nucleotides. The record is from the annotation of a GenBank genome assembly. NCBI's taxonomy places the organism in Eukaryota, Bacillariophyta, Bacillariophyceae, Bacillariales, Bacillariaceae.
AUGGCGACUUGGUUUCAGAGUUCUCAUCAUCGCAACAACAACAACAAUAACAACAACAAUCACGACGACGACGACGACGACGAUGAUGACUCGGCCACUACUUGGGGACGGCGUGAACGUGUUGAUCGCCAACAACAAUACAACAACAACAACAACAAUGUCAACAAUAACGAUGAUGAUGAUGAUGACGACGCGUCCAAUAUGAUGACGGCAAUGCAACCAAUUCCACAACAAGAGUUUUUGUCGCCUUCUUCUUCUUCUCCGUCUGCAUCGCCUUCUUCUACCAUACUUUCGUCACAAACAAGGCCGCAGAAACAACAACAACAACAACAGGCAGAAACACCUUCCUCCCAACGACUCAACUUUAGUAGUGCCGUGUCGCCCAUGACCCAAACCUUGAAUGUACUUUCGCAAAACAUGGACGAUUUGCGAUACGAUGCCGCCGUCUCCAUGCUACAAUUGGAUCAUGCUGGACCAGACAAAAAGGACAAGAAUAAGGAUACGAAUAAGAACGACGAAAACAAGAAGGAGGAGGAGGAAACGUUGACGGUUCCUCAAAAGGACGACAAGCAACAAUGUGAAAGGAAGAAGGAGAAUCGUCAACCAAACGAGGAUCAGACCUCCUCCAAGUCAUCCUCCAAUUCAUCCUCCAAGCCUUUGGCAACAUCAAAAGAAUCAGUAACGACAACGACAAACAAUCGAAGAAUAAUGAUAAUUGAAAAGUACCGCAGAGACGAUCCGAAUCACCUAUUGUGGAAGGACGACAGCUACUACCAAGAGCACUAUACACGUCAAAACGUCUACAUUGAUGAUUCGGGUGUGCUUGGAAUGCGGAUUCAGAGCAGCAUGUUUGUUGGCAGCAAAGAUGAUAAUGAUGAUGAUGAUGAUGAUGAUGCCCCCAACAGGCAUCUCACUCCUAAUAAUUGCCGCGUCCUCAAGACUUUUGGAUUGGCAUCCAAGCAUGGGAUCCAAGAAGGGGACUGGAUUGCUUGGCCCAUUCAAGAUGCUGAACAAGAUGAGUAUGUCCGAUUGGCACUCUUUGAACAGGUGCAAGAAUGGGCCAAGGAACGGCCAUUUUUUGUCUGCAUUCUUCGUCGCAAACAGGACACACACACCAAAAAGAAGAAGAAGGAGGAGGAUCACUCUACUACUACUACUACUACUACUACUUCUUUUUCUUCUACCCAAGUCGACAAGGCAACGAACAACUCUGGUCGACAAAAUAACAAGGCAAGUGGACAGCAUCAAGGUUCCAAGGAAGAAGAAGCAAAGGGGCAGCAAAAGCGGGAUGCGGAAUGGAUUCGCCGGGAUGACUUUGGUCCCAAUGCCGGCUUGGCAGCAUCCAAGAACAAAUCAUUCAACAGCAACAACAUCAACAACAGUAAUAAUAGCUACAACAAUAGCAACAACAGCAACAACAACAGUAACAACAACAGUAACAACAAAAGAAACAACAAACGUAACAACAGCAACAGUGACAAACCCACGCCACGUUCCAAGAGCAACAAGAAUCAUCAACCAAUGGUGACGCCACUGUCUGGAAACGCAAAUGAAGCGUCUCACAUGCUGCAAUCAAAAGGGUCCAACUCUGCUAGAGACUGUUCGGCUGGCAACAACAUGUCAAUUCAACGGAUAUCCAGUGGGUUGGCGGAUAAGAAGUCGUCGUCCAAGGUUCGAGACAAUACUGUCAAAACGAAAGACUCCACUGCACCGCCACCAAAGGCGUCAAAGAUCACUCCCAUGAAGAGUCAAGACGAAGGCGACUUGAAAAGCAAUGAUACCGUUGUUCCAUAUUGUCUCAAGUGCAACACGCCCAAAGGGUCCAAACCAGCACCUCGGAUGCAUCAUGCGUGGUGUCCACACAAUGACUUUUUUGAAAACUCGGGGGCCAAGCAGAUUUAUCAGCGGAUGCAACAUGGUCGUCGCAUUGGCUGUACGGUUUGCCAGAAAGAGCAAAAGGUGGGCAAGAUUCAAAAGGGCAGACACAAGGAUGCUUGUACCGAAUAUUACAAGAAACUCAAGAAGGCUGCGGAAGCUGACAAUGAUGAUUCGGAGGAUGAUUCCGAGUUGGACCGAAAGCUCAUUUCAUUCAAAAAGAAGUCAUCAAUCUCGGCCUCUCUUUCGUUCUCGUCUUCCAGUGAGGAUGAAAGUGAAGGAAAUGUCAAUGAUGAUGAUGAUGACGUCUCCUGCUAUCGACCACAAAAGAAGAAGCAGAAAAUCCAUACAAUCUCUUUGAUUCCUGCCAACCAACAAGAAGAUUCACGAAACAAGCCAAAGGCGAAAGUAUCAUCUGAUGCGACCAGGGCAAAGAAACGAAAGAAGAAGAACUCAACAACGACAACGUCAGAUGCCAAACGAUCUUCCUCCCAGGUUACCCCCUCCAAGUCGGGGCCAAAGAAACGAAAGAGAAAACCUCAAGCCACCACUAGGACGAAAGUCCAAAAGAAAAAGAAAAGUUGUUCCACCAACGAAAACUCGGUGUCUAGGUCGAAACGAGCUAGCGACGGGACAAUGUCGCCAGGCGACAAGGAGGAGAGUGAGAGGAGUCGCCCACGUCUGGAAGAUCCACCAAAGAACAGCGUGAGCUCGGAAGGAUCAGCAAAGCAAUCUCUCAAGCUUUGUUGGGUACCGUGCGAGGAUGACCCAUGGGGUCCUCCAGGACAUGUGGAUGGUGACAUCGUCCUCUAUGGACCACAGGAAGGUAUUCCGGAUCAAAGCUUUAUGAUUCCAAGCCAGCGAUUCACUUUGAAUCCCUUUGCAGCUUCCUCAUCGUAUCGAAACACUCAUCGUACACCCGAAGAAGGCUACUCCAUGCUAUUGCUCCGCCGGGAACCGUUGGGAAGAAGGCCUUGGGGAAUGAAAGUGAUAUGGGACGAGUUUGGGCAUGCCUGCUUGAUAGACUCUGUUGAUCCGUUGUCACCAGCCUCGGCUGCGACCUAUGCUGGCUGCACGGACAAUGAUGCCACUACAUCUGCUGGGCUUCGAGUGAACGACAUGCUCCUUUCUGUGAAUGGAAAACUUAUUGGAGGCAUGACACAAAGCCAACUGGAAGUGGAACUAGAAAUAAGUGGACAAAAUCUUCUCCUUGUCAUUUCUAGAUACAAACAUGCCAAUCACGUCAAGAAAAAGUUUCUCGAGGUGGAACGACGUAUUCUCCAUGUGAUGGACUCAGCUGCACGAGAUGACAGACUUAUCGGUUGGACUGAAAUCGGCAAUGGAGCUGUGAACUCCCCAGGCUUGGACUACGAAUUGCAAGGGGCCCAAAAGGAGAAUCGGAACCCCGGUGUUGAUGAAGAACGAUUGGCAGCUGGAGCGGAUCGAACGAUGCUUCCAACGACUGGAAAAGAACAAUUGCAAGACUCGUUGAGUGAGUCUGUGACUAGGGAUCCUGUUAGAGCUGUGGAAGAAGUUGGGAAUGUCAGCACACCAAGCUCCGCUGAAGCAGGAGAAAAACCUCCACCAACACCGCGAAUAGAAGAGCCACAGCAGACAUUUGGUGCAAACAUAGCUGCAGACGAAGAUCAACACGCAGGACUCACUGCAACUCUUGAAAAGGGGAUAAAUGCAGACAGUGACGAUGAUAUUCGCACUUUGCAAUUGGGAAAUGGAGAAGAGAUUCAAUGCUCUUCGCCAUGUAUCAGAACUGCGAAAGAUGGCGGCAUUGCUUCGGAACGCCUCACCGAUGAUAACGCGUGUAAUUCCUCCGUAUCUGGUGGAGGUGAAAGCGACUGGGAGAAAGAUGACAAUGCUUGGAGUGGAUGUGUUUGUGGGGCAACUCACGACCAGACUGAAGGACAGAUAUUUUGGAUACAGUGCGACUAUUGUGAUACAUGGUACGACGUUUCAGCGAAAUGUGUCGGAUUCGGCGAGGAAGAAGCCGAAGGUACCGACUGGUCUUGUUGGGGUUGCCCUUCGCCAUCUAACUCGGAUACGCGAAAGGGCGGCAGUGAAAAUCUAGAUUCAACAAAGACGAAGAUUGGACAGCCAAAGGACCAUGGUGCGAAGAAGAAACGAAAAGAGAGACAGCGGCAAAGUCAGCAUCCAGUGGAGAAGCAACGCCGCAACAAAGUCUCGAGCUCUAGGCGGAGGGAUACGAGAAUGGCUCAAGAAGAAGACGAGUCAAUAUGCCCAGAGACACCUGCUGAUGACAGCAUUCCAUCCGAGAUGAUUGGCGAUCGGGCAGAAGUUUAUAAUAUCAGCGAUAUGGUGUAUGUAAAGGCUCACUCGUGGCCAGGCAAAAACUGUCAAGGUGGAAUUGGCAGCAUCAUUGAAGGGCCGUACGAAGAUUCGUCAGGAGAUGCAUGCUACACUGUGAAAUAUGCUGUUGGAUCUACGGAAAAGUUCAUCGAGGCCGAUUACAUUUCUACAUACUCUUUCGGAACAGGUUUGUCACGUGGAAUCAAAGGAAACUCGAUAGUUUCCUUGCCUCUCAUGGCUUCAAUUGAAUCGGUGGAACUCUCCGAUCGUUUCGAUAGAUGGCGAUUCCUCCAACGAUUAUUAGACCUAGAAGUAGACAAUGAUAUUUCUACCGAACUUGUUUUGAAAGUUCUCCAGAAUUCCCUCAAGCGCCUAAAGCCAGAAGACGACGACGAUGACGGAAUGGCUGAAAUUAACCUUGAGCUUCGAGAGAAGAUCGCAAGUGUUGUCGUGGAGUCUGAUGACCCAUUAACGGCUUUGAACUCUAUGGAAUUUCUAGAUGGUCUGCUUCCUAGUAUGGAUGACGACGAAGAUGCGGUGAAAAGUUUAUGGGAUAUUGUAACCGAGAUUCAUGGUCGAGAAAUGAUGAAACUGGACGAAACAGAAGGAACCCCCGAGUGGAAGCUCGCGUGCAUUCAAGCCAGAGUCUUGCUUCAUUUCGAUUUUCUGUCGGAAGGAAUAUAG